Messenger RNA from Nerophis lumbriciformis (worm pipefish), 1605 nucleotides. RefSeq lists its product as uncharacterized. Lineage: Eukaryota; Metazoa; Chordata; Actinopteri; Syngnathiformes; Syngnathidae. The record is from RefSeq and is a predicted model, not a curated record.
AUGACCAGUGGUGCCUUUUCACUUGUGUUGCUCAAUAAAGGCUUUUGUAGGAUUCACAUCUCAACAGCCUUUAUUUUGAAAGUGCACAGGAUGUGUGUGGGUGGUGUUUGCACGUGUGCAGGAUUAGAAGACAGCCGUGUGCUCUUCAUCCUCCUCAUCCUCUUCAUCAUGGAGCUGCAGUUCAGCCUCGUCUUCUUUUUCACCGCCAUUGUCGCCUUCCUUUUGGCCGUCGUUCUGCACAGGAAGUCCAAGACCCCGCUUUCCUGCAGCGCAAACAAGGAGCUCCAACUUCAGCCUCAGGCUGUCCCAGAAGCACCAUCAACAUCCGUUUCAGGAGAAACUCCAAAACCGGUCAAAGAAUCCUCUCUAGGUACUCUCCUUGGAACAUCCCAAGAUUCUGAUUCAGAAUCAGUGUCUGCUCCAGAAACACUUCCGAAUUCAAUCUCAGAACCAGUUUCACUGCUCGGCCCAUUUUUGGCAUCGUCAACAAGGCCUAAAGUUUCAGAACUCCUUCCAGCGAAUCAGUCAGUCAGCAAAUUAGUUUGUGUACAAGAAACCGCUUCUAGUUCGGAGUCAGCCUUCUCAAACAUUUCACUUCGAGAAGCGGCCCCUCAGCCAGAACCAGCAAGUGCUUUAGAACCCGUGCCACAACCACUGGUAGCACCAAAACCAGUUUCAAAAAUUGUUCCUCAGCUGGUGACAGUUGCACACACAAAUUGUAUUCCAGAACAAGUUUCCGAACUAGCACCAGAUCCUGCACAGAAACAGAUUUCAGUGGCACAGAGGGAUCCGUAUCCAAAACCCUUCUCUGAACCAGAGCUUGAAACAGUUUGUGUUCCAUUACCAGCUUCUGAACAAGUGUCAGUACCACAGGUCGUUACAGAAGAAGAGCCAGUUUCAGAACUAGAACCUGAUUUCCAGUCUGAAUUCAAACCUGAAGAGGUCUUAGAGGUUGUGGCUGAGUCGGUUUCACGAUCUGUGAAUACAACUGAUCUGGUCUCAAGAUCCCCAGAAGAGAACCUUGAACCUGUUGCUGAGCCAGCAACCAAGCUUGGAGCAGAACCCCAUCCAGAACCAGAGAUUAAAGGAGCGGCGUCCUCCCAAGAAAAAGUUUGCUUCUCUCCUGGAAAGAAACAAAACAAGUUGGAGACUCUGAUGAGCAAGGAAGAGAUGGAGGAGGAGCAGAGGGUGCAACAGGAGCAGCUGGCGGCCAUCUUUCUGCUGCUGAGGGAGAAUCAGGAGGAGCUGGAGGUGACAGAAGGAGACAUGGAGGAGCAGCUGAAGUUGUACUCACUGUGAAUUUGCAGCUUUCACUCCCCACUAGACACUUGUACUCACUGUGAAUUUACAGCUUUCACUCCCCACUAGACACUUGUACUCACUGUGAAUUUACAGCUUUCACUCCCCACUAGACACUUGUACUCACUGUGAAUUUACAGCUUUCACUCCCCACUAGACACUUGUACUCACUGUGAAUUUGCAGCUUUCACUCCCCACUAGACAGGAGCAUCUUGUUGAAGGACGUAGAAGCCUCGGAGUUUACACACUGGAGAAGAAACACAAGCUGCAGGAAUGUUCCAGAAGACCUUUCUUGCUCUAAUGUUG